AUGACUGGCUGCCAAGGUGCAUUUUCUUGGAAGCAAUCAGCCACAUCGUCCUCCCUGGGAACAGCUGAAAACGAGAAAGGACAAUACAUAUCUCCAUUUCACGAUAUUCCAAUUUAUGCAGCUCAGGGUGUGUUCCACAUGGUGGUUGAAGUGCCCCGAUGGUCUAACGCCAAAAUGGAGAUCGCUACUAAGGACCCUUUAAACCCAAUCAAGCAAGAUGUGAAAAAAGGAAAGCUCCGUUAUGUUGCCAAUUUGUUCCCUUAUAAAGGCUACAUCUGGAACUAUGGUGCCAUUCCUCAGGGAUGUGGUUACUGGCUUGACUGUGGUUAUAACACUCAGGUAUGCACGAGAGGAGAGAUCAUCCGUGUGAAAGUGUUGGGCAUACUCGCCAUGAUUGACGAAGGGGAGACCGACUGGAAAGUCAUUGCCAUUAAUGUGGACGAUCCGGACGCGCCCAAUUUCAAUGAUAUUAAUGAUGUCAAACGUCUGAAGCCCGGAUAUCUAGAAGCUACUGUGGACUGGUUCAGAAGGUACAAGGUUCCUGAUGGAAAACCAGAAAACGAGUUUGCUUUCAAUGCAGAAUUUAAAGAUAAGGAUUUUGCCGUGGAUAUUAUUAAAAGCACCCAUGACCAUUGGAAAGCACUGGUGACUAAGAAAACAGAUGGAAAAGGAAUCAGUUGCAUGAAUACAACCGUGUCGGAGAGCCCCUUCAAGUGUGACCCUGGUGCUGCCAAAGCCAUUGUGGAUGCUUUACCACCACCUUGUGAAUCUGGCUGCACAAUACCAGCAGAUGUGAACAAAUGGUACCAUCACCAGAAAAACUGAUGGCAUUUCUCUGGAACACGGAAUGCUAGUGGACAGCGCUGCCCUCUCUUCAUCUGGAUGCAAAAGUAGUAGCUUUUCAAAGCUUCCAAUGUGUAGACCUAAUUGAACCAAAAUUUUUUGAGCAAUCGCAUAUACUCAGAAUGUCUAAGCGUUUUUAAUAUUUCAGCUACAUAACAGGACAUGCACAUUACAUAUCACAAUGGUUGUAAUUUGGAAAAUAUGGUAGUCGUUCAUAGAUGUGCAAGAUUUGCACAUAUUGGAUGUGUGUGGGUAUGUAUACGUCCACGUGUUAGAAAAUAAAAUUAUUUUGCUGAAA
Echinops telfairi (small Madagascar hedgehog) is the source of this 1141-nucleotide messenger RNA. RefSeq names its product inorganic pyrophosphatase 1 (gene PPA1). Gene Ontology annotation, cellular component: extracellular exosome; cytoplasm. Lineage: Eukaryota; Metazoa; Chordata; Mammalia; Afrosoricida; Tenrecidae. Gene Ontology annotation, molecular function: inorganic diphosphate phosphatase activity; magnesium ion binding. The record is from RefSeq and is a predicted model, not a curated record. The coding region runs from base 1 to 825 and encodes 274 amino acids. The transcript has 11 exons. Gene Ontology annotation, biological process: phosphate-containing compound metabolic process.